Molecule: messenger RNA, 2439 nt
Organism: Entamoeba nuttalli P19
Lineage: Eukaryota; Evosea; Mastigamoebida; Endamoebidae
Product: villidin, putative
Exons: 1
Coding region: 1-2439 (812 amino acids)
Biological process (GO): barbed-end actin filament capping; actin filament severing; cytoskeleton organization
Molecular function (GO): phosphatidylinositol-4,5-bisphosphate binding; actin filament binding
Source: RefSeq, a predicted model, not a curated record
AUGUUUCCACAAGACAGAGAACGAAAAGACAGACUAACAGAAAAUAAUAAAAAAGACCCAAUGCUUCAGGUGUUGACUCAAUUAUACUUUUCAAAAGGUGGAAUUAAAAAAAUAGCAAAACAAGAACUAACUCAACUUGAUUCAGCUCUUGCAGUUAAAACACCAGAGAUCACUCCAACUAAAGGAAAGCCAACAUCAAAAUUAACUACAGACUCCCAAUAUCUUUUUAAAAAGAAAACUGAAAGGAUUACAUCUCGUAUAUCUCAAGACUUAUCAUCUCAACACAACCAAGAAGUGAAGAAGAAUCCAGAAGUUGUAAGAAAAGUUACUGAAAAAUUAAAACAGUCAGUAACAAAAGAGAAUGAUAAAAAUAUAACUAUUCAAAGAACACCAUCAAUUUUAAGAAGUUCAAUUAGAAAGUCAAUAAUAAGAAAAGAUGAAGAAGAAAAUACAAAACCUACAACUGAUAUUUCAUUACCGUCAAAAGAGUCUCAACAACUUGUACGUCAUGUAACAGAAGAAUUAAAAAGAACAUCAGUAACAUUAAAACGAAGAACAUACGCACCAUCUAUUUGUACUUUACUACUUGUUUCACAAAAUGGAAAUGAAAAAAAUAUUAUUACGGUAGAAGUAGUAGCAUCAUACUCUAAUUUAAAUUCAAAAAUUGGGGGUAUUCUUAUAGAUGAUAAUAAGAAAAAGUUAUAUGUCUGGAGAGGUAAAGAAAUAAGUUUACAAGUAAAAUCACAAUGUGCAGAUUUUGCAUUAAAAUAUAAAUCAUUUGAAAAGCCAUGUUAUAAAAUAGUAAUUGAAGAUGAAGGAAAUGAAAAUGAAGAAUUUAUUAAAGCAAUUGGAGGAAAAUAUGGAUUUGAUCAAGGAAGAAUAACAUUAAAAUUAGAAAGAUUAGAAUAUGAAGAAAAAAAAGUUAAAAAAAUUCUUGUGAGUCAAGACAUUCUUUCUAAAAAAAGUCUUAGUGGACUUCAUAUGUUUUAUAUAACAACAGGAUGGAAUUCAUUUUUAUGGUGUGGAUUAAAAACAUCAAAAAAUGCAAGAGAGACAUGUGCAAAAUUAUGUGGGUCAUUAAAAAAUGGAAAAUUAACAAUUGUUUUUCAGUCAAGAGAACCACUUUUAUUUAAACAAUUAUUUAGUGAUUGGAUUGAACCAAUACUUUCAAGACCAAAAAUUUCUAGUACAACAAUAAAUAUAAAAAAAGAGUUACCACCAUUUAAUGUUGCAGUACUAUUUAAUGAAGUUGAAUAUAAAGAAAAAAAAGUACCAGAGUUUAGUCCAGAAGGAAUAUUUAAAAAAUAUAAAGUUGAAAAUAUUUCACUUCAAUUAAUUGAAGAAGAAAAGAAUCGUUUCAUAUUAAAAAGUAAUGAAUGUUAUGUAUUCCAUUAUACUUAUCCUUGGAAAAAUUUAUUUAGACAUGCCCUUUUCUUUUGGUUAGGAAAAAAUGCUUCAAUUCUUCAUAGAGGAAAAGCUGCUGCACUUACUGUUGAUUAUGUUGAAAAACAUCAACUAGAUGCAGUCCAUGUUAGGGUUGUUGAAGGGGCUGAACAAAGAGAAUUUAUUGCAAUGCACAAAGGUGGUAUUAUUAUAAAAAAAAGUAUUUAUCCAGAGAAAUAUGAGUUAUAUGAAAUUAGAAAAGAAAGAGGAACUGAAGGUAUUAGAAUAAUACAAAUUAAUCAUUUAAAUUUGAUUGAUUAUAAUAGAAGUUAUUUAAUUAAUAUUAAUGGAAAAGGAAUUAUUGUAGAAGGAAAAUAUUGUCCUGAAUAUCAAAAAAUUAAAGAAAUUAUUUUAAGAAGUAAAAUUGUAUUUGAUUGUUAUAAAGAUACUAUUGAAAAUAUUCAAAAGUAUCAAACUUAUAAAGAAUUUAAUUAUCUUUUUCAAACUUCAUUACCAGAAUUUCCACAUGCAUUUACUAUUAGUGCAUGUACAGGAUCUAUUGAAUGGGAUGGAUUAUAUGAAUUAAAUCUUCAAACACUACAAGACCAAAGAAUUAUUGUUGUAACAUUUGGAAAUAAAUUAUAUUUUUGGGCAAAAUUAGAAGUUAGAUUAACAGAAAUUAUUAAAUUAUUAAAAACAAUGAUGGAUUAUGUUGAAUCAGCUAAAAUAAAAAAUAUCACUCUAAAUCCUUUAUUUAUUAGACCUGAUGAAGAACCUGAAGAAUUUAAAAGAUUGUUCUUUGGAAAUCAAGAAUUAAAAAGAAAAAAAGAGGUUAUUGAAAAUGUUAAUGAUAUUUUUCUUCAACUUACUCGUAAAUAUUCUCUUGCUGAAUUACAAAAAAAACCAAAAUUAUUAACUACAGUUGCUUGUGGUUCUCUUGAAUCUUUUCUUGAAGAUAGUGUCUUUGAAAAAGUUUUUGGAAUGUCUCGAGAUUCUUUUGCAAAACAACCUCAAUGGAAACAAAAAAAUGCAAAAGCUCGUGUUGGGCUUUGGUAA